Prorocentrum cordatum is the source of this 493-nucleotide messenger RNA. NCBI's taxonomy places the organism in Eukaryota, Dinophyceae, Prorocentrales, Prorocentraceae. The record is from the annotation of a GenBank genome assembly.
CGCCCCUGCGACCUCCGCGCCGCGGCCGACGAGGCUCACCGCAUGACGGUGCUGGCGAAGAACAUCAUGGACUCCUGCGCGUCCGCCAUCGCUUUCUGGAUCUUUAACGAGGUGGGCCAGCCGAGCAUCGUCCGCGUCGACGGCGUCACGCAGCCGCACCUCUUGCUCUGGCACUGGGCCUUCUGCGCGGCCUCCGUGACCAUCUGCUCUGGCGCCAUGGCGGAGCGCACGCACAUGACUGCUUACCUGACGUUCGCGGCGUGCAUGGCGGGCGUGGUCUACCCCACCGUGGCGGACAGCGCGUGGGGCAGCGGCAGGUUCGCCGGCGAGUUCCACGGCAGGUGGCACGAGGGCUACGACUACCACGACUUUGCGGGAAGCGGCGUCGUGCACGUCCUCGGGGGCACCUCGGCCCUGUGGGCAACGCGAUGCUGGGGCGGCGCAUCAUGCGGCCAGAGAACGGCGGGAUCCUCCCCGGCCUCGAGCAGAGGCA